UAACCUUUCAUAAAUAUUAUUUGUUAUGAUUUUUCAAAAUUGCUUAUAAUGGGUAUUAGAGGUUUAGAAACAUAUUUAGAGCGCUCUAAUGCUGCUGCUUGUUACCCUGUUAGGGUUAUUGAUUUAAUUCAUGAAUAUAGGAGUGAUACUAAUUCAACACCAAUUAUUGUUGUUGAUGGAAUGUCAGUAAUGAGAUAUGUUUAUAAAUUCAAAGAUUUAUCCUGGAUAUGUGGCGGACAGUUAAAAGAAUAUGAACAAACUAUUAAAGAUUUUAUUGAUGCUUUUCGUAAUGAAGGCGCAGAACUUGUAUUUUUCUUUGAUGGGCCUCAUGUUUGUUCUAAAAGAGAAACUUGGAUUAAAAGAAGACUUGAUACUUUGGAGAAAGCUCGAAACCUCUUAGAUGAACUUAGCAGUGGAACAAGUAUCAGAACAUUAGAAAAUGGUCAGUUUAGUAUGCUUCCUAGUAAUAUUCGUCUGUUGACUAUGUUGGUGGCCAGGCAUAGUGGUUGUAAGGUUUACAGUUCAAUCAGAGAAUGUGAUUUAGAAAUAGCAGAAUAUGCCUUUCAGAAAAAAUGCAUGGCAAUAUUAGCUCAAGAUACUGACUUUGUAAUAUUUAAAAGUGCCAAAUACUAUUGGUCUAUAAAGAAUUUUAACUUUAGGCACAUGACUACAUAUAAUUAUGAUAGAGAUAAACUGGCUUCUUCCAUUGGUAUAUAUACAACGGAGUUGCCAUUGCUCGCGAGCCUUCUUGGAAACGAUGUAAUUUCUUUUGAGGAUCUCAAACCUUUUCAUAAUCAAUUAUUGUAUAAAAGAGGGGAACAUUAUAAAAAAAAUUGGGUAAAUUUUGGGAAGCUCAUUUUCGAAGUUGCUCAUUUCAUUAAAUUUCACGUCCAUCAUCUUAACAUCAGUCGCCAAACUCUAGAAACAAUUGCUCAUCAAGUUUUUAGAGACAGUUCUAAAUGGCAGUUGUUGGAGCAAAGCAUGUUAUCUUAUGACUAUUCUUCAGAGAUCAAUAGAAGACCUGGUCCACCCACUUCAAAUAAUGAAAAUUGGAAAAAUAUAUUGAGAAAAGCAUUUGAACUUCAUUCUAUUACAGUUAUUUCUUCUACUGUUUAUGGAAUUAUUGCCCAAAAUAUUUACAGUUGUGCGACUUGCCUUGAAGAUUAUAGGCUAAAUGAUUUACCAGCUUCACAGACCGUAUUCAAACCACUACGUGAAAAACUGUAUGGUAUUCUUCUAUCUGAAAAUCCUGAACCUUGUAAAAUUGAAGAAUGGGUAAUGUGUGGUCCCAAUAGCUUAGAUGCAGCUGCCUACAUUGAACCUAAGAAAGUAGAAGUUGAAAACCCUGGGCUGCUGUCUCUUUGGAGAGGUAACACGACAGCACAGUGGUCAAUUAUUGAAGAGAUAUUUAAUGUAGAUUCACUUAAAGUGAGAUCUCUGCCCACCCACCUUAUUAUACCUGCUUUGGCUCUAAGGUAUCUGUAUAACAACAUAAAAUUCUUAGCAUGGGAACUAUGUGCUCUUGUUUCUUCUGCUAUUUUGGUUCAGUUCUAUGAAGUACACCAACUAACAAGGCUCUCGUUGUCAGAAACAAUGAAAGAUACGAGACCAUUAAGAUUAUAUACUUUAGUAACCAGGUUAUAUUCAACAGUUAUAUUCAUAUUUGAUGGUAUUGGAUCACCAUUAUCUACUCAAAUGAUUUCUCCUUCAAAUUACCAAGAUGGAAAACUAUUUCAUUCAAAAUAUUGGCAGGCAUCACAAACUAGUGAUAUAUCUGAAAUUUGUGAAAGAAAGAAAGACGCUGUUACAUUUUAUGAAAGGAUGAUGAACUUCAUUACUGAAAACAAUCAACCAGCCUCUUGAAAUCUGACUUGAAAAACCAGCCUCCUGGGAUCUAACAAUAACAUAGUUCUGCCGGGUUAUUUUCACAUGUAUGUGCUAUGUAUUUUGUUUAAUAGAAUAUCUAUUUUUUUAAAUAAAAUCAUUUUUACUC
Molecule: messenger RNA, 1993 nt
Organism: Nezara viridula (southern green stink bug)
Lineage: Eukaryota; Metazoa; Arthropoda; Insecta; Hemiptera; Pentatomidae
Source: the annotation of a GenBank genome assembly